This is a messenger RNA of Gymnogyps californianus (California condor), 4147 nucleotides long. RefSeq names its product ubiquitin specific peptidase 47 (gene USP47). Gene Ontology annotation, molecular function: cysteine-type deubiquitinase activity; cysteine-type endopeptidase activity. The transcript is spliced from 28 exons. Gene Ontology annotation, biological process: protein deubiquitination. Gene Ontology annotation, cellular component: nucleus; cytosol. Lineage: Eukaryota; Metazoa; Chordata; Aves; Accipitriformes; Cathartidae. The coding region runs from base 34 to 4086 and encodes 1350 amino acids. The record is from RefSeq and is a predicted model, not a curated record.
UUUUGGAGUUGCAGACAAAGUAUCUUUGCUGAAAUGAAGAAGAAAUUUUCACAGGUGGAAAGCGCUGCUGAGGAACCCAGGGUGUUGUGUAUAAUACAAGAUACCACAAAUUCCAAAACAGUGAACGAGCGUGUUACCUUGAACCUGCCCGCUUCCACACCACUUAAAAGGCUGUUUGAAGAUGUGGCUUCAAAAGUGGGCUACGUGAAUGGAACUUUUGAUUUAAUGUGGGGAAAUGGAGAUAAUGUAACUGAUACGCAGACUCCAAUAGAUCAGAACAGUGACAAAACUAUUCUUGAUGCUGGUUUUGAGCCAGGGAAGAAGAACUUUCUGCAUUUGACAGACAAAGAUGGUGAGCAGCCUCAUAUAAUGCCGGAGGAGUCAGGUACAACAGACGACAGUGCACAAGACAGAUUUAUAGGCCCUCUUCCUAGAGAAGGCUCUGUUGGCUGUACCAAUGACUAUGUCAGUCAAAGCUAUUCUUAUUCUUCAGUCCUGAGCAAAUCGGAGACAGGUUAUGUGGGGCUAGUAAAUCAAGCAAUGACUUGCUACUUGAACAGCCUUCUACAAACACUUUUCAUGACUCCUGAAUUUAGAAAUGCAUUAUAUAAAUGGGAAUUUGAAGAAUCUGAAGAGGAUCCUGUGACAAGUAUCCCCUACCAGCUUCAAAGACUGUUUGUUUUACUGCAGACCAGCAAAAAAAGAGCAAUUGAAACAACAGAUGUUACACGGAGUUUUGGAUGGGAUAGUAGUGAGGCAUGGCAGCAACAUGAUGUACAGGAGCUUUGUAGAGUUAUGUUUGAUGCUUUGGAGCAGAAGUGGAAGCAAACAGAACAGGCUGAUCUUAUAAAUCAACUGUAUCAAGGCAAACUGAAGGACUAUGUAAGAUGUCUAGAAUGUGGCUAUGAAGGCUGGAGAAUCGACACCUACCUGGAUAUUCCUUUGGUCAUCCGGCCGUAUGGCUCCAACCAGGCAUUUGCUAGCGUGGAAGAAGCACUGCAUGCUUUCAUUCAGCCUGAGAUUCUUGAUGGCCCCAAUCAGUAUUUUUGUGAACGAUGUAAGAAGAAAUGUGAUGCAAGGAAGGGUCUGCGGUUCUUGCAUUUUCCAUAUCUGCUGACAUUACAGCUGAAGAGAUUUGACUUCGAUUAUACCACUAUGCACAGAAUUAAACUCAAUGAUCGUAUGACUUUUCCUGAGGAGUUAGACAUGAGUGUCUUCAUUGAUGUUGAAGAUGAGAAGUCUCCUCAGACUGAGAGUUGCACUGAUAGUGGAGCUGAAAAUGAAGGCAGUUGUCACAGUGAUCAGAUGAGCAAUGAUUUUUCAAAUGAUGAUGGAGUUGAUGAAGGAAUCUGCCUUGAAAGCAAUAGUGCAGCAGAAAGAAUUUCUAAAGCUGGCAGUGAAAAGAGUUCUUUACUGUAUGAGCUCUUUUCUGUUAUGGUUCAUUCUGGAAGUGCUGCUGGUGGCCAUUAUUAUGCCUGUAUAAAAUCUUUUAGUGAUGACCAGUGGUACAGCUUUAAUGAUCAGCAUGUUAGCAAGAUAACUCAGGAAGAUAUUAAGAAAACAUAUGGUGGAUCUUCUGGAAGCAGAGGCUAUUAUUCCAGUGCUUUUGCUAGCUCCACAAACGCAUACAUGCUGAUAUAUAGACUGAAGGAUCCAACGAGAAAUGCAAAGUUUCUUGAGGCACAUGAGUAUCCAGAGCAUAUUAAACAGUUGGUACAGAAAGAGAGAGAAUUGGAAGAACAAGAAAAGAGGCAACGUGAAAUUGAGCGCAACACUUGCAAGAUUAAAUUGUUCUGCAUGCAUCCUACAAAACAAAUAAUGAUGGAGAACAAAUUAGAGGUUCAUAAGGACAGGACACUGAAGGAAGCUGUGGAAAUAGCUUACAAGCUAAUGGAUUUAGAAGAGGCCGUUCCUUUGGAUUGCUGUCGUCUUGUCAAAUACGAUGAGUUUCAUGACUACUUGGAACGAUCUUAUGAAGGAGAAGAGGAUACACCAAUGGGUUUAUUACUUGGAGGUGUCAAAUCAACGUACAUGUUUGACUUACUGUUGGAAACAAGAAAACCUGACCAGAUUUUCCAGUGCUAUAAACCUGGUGAGGUCAUGGUAAAGGUUCACGUAGUUGACCUAAAGACUGAAUCUGUUGCUCCUCCAAUAAGUGUACGAGCUUAUUUAAAUCAAACAGUUUCAGAAUUUAAACAGCUAAUUUCAAAGGCUACACACCUGCCUGCUGAAACCAUGCGGGUAGUAUUAGAACGUUGCUACAAUGACUUGCGUCUUCUGAAUGUUUCCAGCAAAACACUGAAAGCUGAAGGCUUUUUCAGAAGCAACAAGGUAUUUAUUGAAAGCUCAGAGUCUUUAGAUCGUCAUGUGGCAUAUACAGAUUCUCAUUUAUGGAAACUUUUGGAUCGUCAUGCAAAUACAAUCAGACUGUAUGUUUCAUUACCAGAGCAAUCACCUGGAUCUCAAUUUAGACGAGCAGUUUAUCAGAAGUCUAGUGGAGAUUCAGGCAACUUGGAUGAAGCCUGUGAAAGAGUAAAAGGACCUGUAGGUAAUAUGAAAUCUGUAGAGGCAAUUCUGGAAGAAAGCACUGAAAAGCUUAAAAGCUUGUCCUUGCAGCAGCAGCAGGAGGGGGAUAAUGGAGACAGCAGCAAAAGCACAGAAGCCAGUGAUUUUGAAAACAUUGAAUCACCUUUAAAUGAAAUAGACUCUUCAGCAUCAGCAGAAAACAGAGAACUUGAAAACCAAAUUCAGAUUUCCGAUCCAGAAAAUCUCCAGUCUGAGGAACGGUCAGAUUCAGAUGUAAAUAACGACAGGAGUACAAGUUCAGUGGACAGUGAUAUCCUCAGCUCCAGUCAUAGCAGUGAUACUUUAUGCAACGUGGACAAUGCCCCACUUCCCUUGGCUAAUGGACUUGAUUCUCAUAGUAUCACAAGUAGUAGGCGAUCAAAAGCAAAUCAGGGGAAGAAAGAAACGUGGGACACAGCAGAAGAAGAUUCUGGAACAGACAGUGAAUACGAUGAAAGUGGCAAGAGCAGAGGAGAAGCACAAUAUAUGUACUUUAAGUCAGAACCCUACACUGCAGAUGAAGGUUCGGGAGAAGGGCAAAAAUGGCUGAUGGUGCAUGUUGAUAAAAGAAUUACACUGUCUGCCUUCAAGCAACAUUUGGAGCCUUUUGUUGGAGUUCCAUCUUCUCACUUCAAAGUCUUUAGAGUCUACGCCAGCAAUCAAGAGUUUGAGAGUGUUCGGCUGAAUGAGACACUUUCGUCAUUUUCUGAUGACAAUAAGAUAACUAUUAGACUUGGAAGAGCCCUUAAGAAGGGUGAAUACAGAGUCAAAGUGUAUCAACUUUUGGUAAAUGAGCCAGAGCCGUGCAAGUUUCUUCUAGAUGCAGUUUUUGCUAAAGGAAUGACUGUCCGACAGUCAAAAGAGGAGCUGCUUCCCCAGCUUCGAGAACAAUGUGGCCUAGACUUGACAAUUGACAGGUUUCGCCUGCGAAAGAAAACCUGGAAGAACCCAGGCACUGUGUUUCUGGAUUAUCAUAUCUAUGAAGAAGAUAUCAAUAUUUCAAGCAAUUGGGAGGUCUUCUUAGAAAUACUUGAUGGAGUAGAAAAGAUGAAAUCCAUGUCACAACUUGCUGUUUUAUCGAGACGAUGGAGGCCAUCAGAGAUGAAACUAGAUUCUUUCCAGGAAGUAGUACUAGAAAGCAGCAGUGUUGAAGAAUUAAAAGAGAAGCUGAGUGAAAUAAGUGGAAUACCCUUAGAAAACAUAGAAUUUGCUAAGGGUAGAGGAACGUUUCCAUGUGACAUUUCCAUACUAGAGAUUCACCAAGACUUGGACUGGAAUCCUAAAGUAUCUACAUUGAAUGUCUGGCCUCUGUACAUUUGUGAUGAUGGUGCAGUAAUAUUUUAUAGGGAUAAGACUGAAGAAUUAAUGGAAUUAACAGAUGAGCAGAGAAAUGAACUGAUGAAAAAAGAAAGCAGCAGACUCCAGAAAACUGGACACCGGGUAACCUACUCUCCUCGUAAAGAAAAAGCACUAAAAAUUUAUCUGGAUGGAGCACCAAAUAAAGAUUUGACUCAAGACUGAUACUCGCUAUAGCAUUUUCCCUGGGGAAUUUUUUUGUUUAAAAUAAAAAGGUUCACUACUA